AUCAUUGUUUUAAUUGGUUUAUUAUAAAAGCUGGUCUUCAAGAGUAUCGAACAUAGUUUUUUCUACCUUCGAAUAAACAACGUCAACCAUGUCUCCUUACACCGUGUUGGUCCUCUGCAUCCAAAUCUGCCUGAUUCAGUCAGUGAUGAGCCAGCGCUGCUGCGGCUCCAGCAUCGGCAGCUACGGUUCCAGCUCCGGCAGCAGCUACGGUUCCAGCUCCGGCAGCUGCGGCUCGUACGGCGGGCAGGGCUACGGGGUGGUGAGCGCGGCCGGCGACAUCGACGCGUGCGGCAACACCUGCGUCACCGGCGCAGUGCCCGUGCUCGGCUCCGUCAGCUUCAGCGGCUGCGCGCCCGCCUGCGGCUCCGUCUCCAUCUGCGGACAGUGCGGAUGCGGAUGCAACUAAAUUAUUCACUCUCAACGAUUAUCCGAUUCAAUUGUACACGUGUCCUGAAAUAAAGCAAUUAUAAAAAAAAACAC
This is a messenger RNA of Cydia fagiglandana, 480 nucleotides long. Its product is annotated as chorion class CA protein ERA.5-like. NCBI's taxonomy places the organism in Eukaryota, Metazoa, Arthropoda, Insecta, Lepidoptera, Tortricidae. The coding region runs from base 89 to 406 and encodes 105 amino acids. The record is from RefSeq and is a predicted model, not a curated record. The transcript has 3 exons.